This is a messenger RNA of Lethenteron reissneri (Far Eastern brook lamprey), 4231 nucleotides long. Its product is annotated as tubulin beta-4B chain. The record is from RefSeq and is a predicted model, not a curated record. Gene Ontology annotation, cellular component: microtubule. Lineage: Eukaryota; Metazoa; Chordata; Hyperoartia; Petromyzontiformes; Petromyzontidae. Gene Ontology annotation, biological process: microtubule-based process. Gene Ontology annotation, molecular function: structural constituent of cytoskeleton; GTPase activity; GTP binding.
UUGCCCCGUGGGCGUUUUUCGAUUUCACAGAGUGGGAGGGCGAGCGCGGCGAGCCUCGCCCAAUGGGAGCGUGGCGAUCGACGUCACGUCACAGUAGUUUUUCUUUAACCAAUGGGGUCGCGGGGAUUCCGGUGAUGGGGUCCUUAUAUAAGGAGGUAGCGGGCUCCCCACUGCCCGCCAGUGCAAGAGAUUUGUGAGGUGCCGCUGAAGGGUCAAACAACUUUGACUAAUUCCAAGCAUUACUUUAAGUUAAGUUGCUCACAAAAAUGCGCGAGAUUGUGCACCUGCAAGCUGGCCAGUGCGGCAACCAGAUCGGGGCGAAGUUCUGGGAGGUGAUCAGCGACGAGCACGGGAUUGACCCCACGGGCACGUACCAUGGGGACAGCGACCUCCAGCUGGAGAGGAUCAAUGUCUACUACAACGAGGCGUCGGGGGGAAAGUAUGUGCCUCGCGCCAUCCUUGUGGAUCUUGAGCCUGGGACGAUGGACUCAGUGAGGUCCGGCCCCUUCGGACAGAUCUUCAGGCCAGACAACUUCGUCUUUGGCCAGAGCGGUGCGGGUAACAACUGGGCCAAGGGCCACUACACGGAAGGCGCGGAGUUGGUGGACUCGGUGCUGGACGUGGUGCGCAAGGAGGCGGAGAGCUGCGACUGCCUGCAGGGCUUCCAGCUGACGCACUCGCUGGGUGGCGGCACCGGCUCGGGCAUGGGCACCCUGCUCAUCAGCAAGAUCCGCGAGGAGUACCCCGACCGCAUCAUGAACACCUUCAGUGUGGUGCCCUCUCCCAAGGUGUCGGACACGGUGGUGGAACCGUACAACGCGACACUGUCGGUGCACCAGCUGGUGGAGAACACGGACGAGACGUACUGCAUCGACAACGAGGCGCUCUACGACAUCUGCUUCCGCACCCUCAAACUCACGACGCCCACGUACGGUGACCUCAACCACCUGGUGUCGGCCACCAUGAGCGGUGUCACCACCUGCCUGCGCUUCCCGGGCCAGCUCAACGCCGACCUGCGCAAGCUCGCCGUCAACAUGGUGCCCUUCCCACGCCUGCACUUCUUCAUGCCGGGCUUCGCGCCGCUCACCAGCCGCGGCUCGCAGCAGUACCGCGCGCUCACCGUGCCCGAGCUCACCCAGCAGAUGUUCGACGCCAAAAACAUGAUGGCGGCGUGCGACCCGCGGCACGGCCGCUACCUUACGGUGGCCGCCAUCUUCCGCGGCCGCAUGUCCAUGAAGGAGGUGGACGAGCAGAUGCUGAACGUGCAGAACAAGAACAGCAGCUAUUUCGUCGAGUGGAUCCCCAACAACGUGAAGACGGCCGUGUGCGACAUCCCACCCCGGGGCCUCAAGAUGUCCGCCACCUUCAUCGGCAACAGCACGGCCAUCCAGGAGCUGUUCAAGCGAAUCUCCGAGCAGUUCACGGCCAUGUUCCGCCGCAAGGCCUUCCUGCACUGGUACACGGGCGAGGGCAUGGACGAGAUGGAGUUCACCGAGGCGGAGAGCAACAUGAACGACCUUGUCUCCGAGUACCAGCAAUACCAGGACGCCACGGCCGAGGAGGAGGGAGAGUUCGAGGAGGAGGGCGAGGAGGAGGCCGCCUGAGAGGGAUGACGGCGACGACGCAGCCAAGGCCAGCGCUCAACACCACCCACAUGGCUGCCAGCACUCGCACCUAGCAUACGUACACGCACCUAGCAUACGUACACGCACCUAGCAUACGUACACACACCUAGCAUACGUACGCACUGCUGGCAUACGUACACGCGGCUGGCAUACGUACACACGGCUGGCAUAUGUACACACACACACACCUAGUAUAUGUACUAGGUGUGUGUGUGUGUGUACAUUCACCAUCACCCACUCUCACCCACCUGCUUAAUAACUGAAUCUGUCACCCACUAGCUCACCUGAUAGAUUAGUUAAGUCUGAGAGCUUAUUAUGCACACAGUGCACAUUAUUGUGUUGUUAAAGCCUUGACUUGAUAGAGAAACAUCCCAGGUGGUUUUAAUCCCCACAUACACACAAGAGUGGUGAUGCACACUCGCACGCACGCUCCAGUCGCACGCAACACCCCACUCACUUAGGCCAAGCGGCGAGCAUCCUCACCCAGGGUUCCCUGGGUGGUGAUGUGGCCCGCCGGCAGCGCGUUUGGUGCAGAGGUUCACGGUUUAAAAACCACCAGCCGCCCUGCUCGUUUCCAGCGGAUGUGACAAUCAUAAAAACAAUGUGUCAACGCGCCGUCUGCUUCGCAGUGGACGUUAAAGAUCCCGUGACGUCGCUAGCAAGAGCAGGCCAUUGUGUGACCAAUGUCAUGGUUCAAUUAACCUCAACUUAUUCAAUUAGAUUAACACGUAGUAGGCUUUCGUGACCAAUAUCCAUAAUACUAGUUUUUUUGGGUUCGAUCGCGUAAAUAUAAAUGUGUUGUUAAACCCGCCACCACCCGACACAGCCAAUUAGUAAGGUUUGUCAUGUUAACAGAACAUGCCAAUUCGUUACUAGUACAGCACUAACCGGUGUUGUAGAGCAAGUCCACAACAUUUACAAUCUGAGUACGACGUUUUGCCAAUAAUUACAACCGGCAUCAUCAGGCGACAGCCAGAUUUGUGGAGGAAUCCUCCAUUGCCGGUUGGGCAGAGCCUGUAUUAAAUUGGAAUUGCACAUAGAAAUCACCCCCCACCCCCCACCCGUUAUAAACAAUUGGCAGGACCCACCCCUAAAAGUGAAACUCGGUGAGGCUUUUCCUGCAUAAGCAAGUUUUAAUAAACGACUGCCCAAUACAUAGACACCUUGACCACUUAGGGGAUUCUGUCAGGAUACUGACGAGCUGUCAUUCGCAUCCAGCCGAUGAGGUGACCCAACCAACCAUCUAAAGCCCCGACUUUUAUAAUGUAGCCCUAACUCGAAAACUGGGGUCAUGCAUGUCCCCCGCAGCCCCAGUGCGCCUCCAUCCCUCUCACCCUACUGAUGAUUGGGCAGAGCCUGUAACAUGAAACUCCCACAACCGUAUAAUCAUUCAUAAUUUAUUUUUCUCAAAACCCGCCAAAAAAAUCCAGUGUUACAGAAGAGGCUGCUUUGCCACAUGGUCAUUUCAUUCUUCCCUCUCACUCAGCGCCUUCAAAUCCCCCCCCCCCCCCUCAGUUCUAAUGAGGCUGCUGCCCACGGGAAGAUUUAGAGGGCUUAGUGUUGCACGGUGAGUGGUCCCCACUGUAUGAGAGAUCGUUGGUUGCCUGCGUGUCCAAUCCAUCGACAGAGAAACCGACUCCAUUCCAUUUUUUUUGGUGUUUUUCGAGAUUCACCCAGGAUUUAAUUUCCGCCGACAAAUUCCACGUCUCAUUUCAACUUCAGCUCCACCUUGAAAUUCUCUUAGCAAUACCUGGCGUGGUAAACUUAGCAGUCAAAUGAACUGUGCCAGGUUUGGUUUUGGAAAAUGGCACUCGGCAUCAAAAAAUGCAUUUGUAAUUGCGUAACAAGCAUUAGCAUUUGCCUGUUGGAAGAGAAGACGUUUGUGAAAAGCAUCAACUUAAAUUAGGCAUUUGAACCAGCAAAGAAAACUUUUUUGACUCUGACAAUCUAGACAAUUGCUUUACAGUGAUCCCUCGUUUAUCGCGGUUAAUGGGGACCGGAACCCCUCGCGAUAGGUGAAAAUCCGCGAAGUAAGAUUGGCCCCCUAGGAAUUUACGUAUAUGUGUGUGUGGGUACCAGAAUGUUUAAAAUAUGUAUAUUUAUACUUUAUAUAUAUAUUUGACUUAAAUCUAUUUAAUUAUAAAACCUUAAUAUUAUACAUUCACUCUCUCUCAUACGAUACGUAUUAUGGUGUUCUACACUCACCAAUGACAGUAGUAUCUUGAGACUUGACUCCAGUAAUGACGACGACGACGAUGACAAUGACGAUGACAAUGACGACGAUGACAGACCUGUGCAGUUCGAUGAAUGUGAUGAUGAAUGAUGAUGAUGAUGGUGUUACUGCACAGGUAUAAUGAGGCCUUUAAAUCAGUUCGAAAAAUCCGCGAUGCACUGAGGUCGCAUAACUUGAACCGCGAAGUGGCGAGGGAUUACUGUAUAUUAUUUGCGAAUUUGGAAAAUGGAAGCCUGGGUUAAUGUUUGUUUGUGCCCAUUUAAAAAGAAGUUCUCGUUCUUUGAACAGAGUUUAUUCCAUCACUUGCUGUCUCAGCCCGAUUUUUUUUUUAAAUCGCUGUGCUCUUAAAUAAAAAUAAAAAAUGUUAAACACA